Molecule: messenger RNA, 951 nt
Organism: Penicillium verhagenii
Lineage: Eukaryota; Fungi; Ascomycota; Eurotiomycetes; Eurotiales; Aspergillaceae
Product: glycoside hydrolase family 75 protein
Exons: 3
Coding region: 1-951 (316 amino acids)
Molecular function (GO): chitosanase activity
Source: RefSeq, a predicted model, not a curated record
AUGGUACUUGGAUACUCAUUCCUGUUGGCCCUUUUUAUUGCUUUCUCUUUGACCUCCGCCCAGAGUGUUGAUGGCUCAAAAUAUAACAACCCAACCGCUGGCCCUCCUUCCAGCUAUUUUGCCGCUGCCACGUCCAUCCCCGUCGCUUCGUUGAAAAGUGCUUCUGCUAAAGCUAGUACUGCUGCGAAGGAUGCAACGUAUCCUAUCAACAGUAACAGUGGUGCUGCUAAAGUUUUGAUCCACAGUGAUUGGACCAAGUUUACAGAGGGCGCUGCCUUUGUUUGGAUCGCUGAUAUGGAUGUUGAUUGCGAUGGGAUCGACUACAAGUGCAAGGUAGAUACGCCUCAUGGCAGACCUCUUCGAGCAAAACUGAUCAUUCCGCGCAGGGAAACCAAGAUGGGCAGUCGGAGACCAACUUUGGUGCUCUUGCCGCUUAUGAAGUACCGUGGAUCGUGGUACCCGACAAAUUCGGGACUACCUACCGCACUGCCCUUCCCGGAAACAACAUCGGUGCAGUUAUUUGGUGAGAAUUCGAUUCCAGGAAACAGACAAGCCCAAAUAUUAACCGAAUAUAGUAAUGGGAAAAUGUUCUACGGUAUUUACGGCGACUCCGACGGUGAUGAUCCUCAGGUUAUCGGGGAGGCCUCCUGGCUUAUGGCUCGGACCUGUUUCCCCAAAGAAAAUCUAAAUGGAAAUUCCGGCCAUGAUAACGUUGAUGUGACCUACAUUCUAUUCACCGGUAAAGAUGCCGUACUUCCGACUAGCGCUCUCAACAAAAACUUCAUCACCAACUUCACCACUCUACGCUCUAUGGGGGACAGGUAUAUGGGCGCGCUUGUGAAGAAUUUAGGCUUGUCGGGUGGGUCUGGGGCUCCAAUUACCAGUGGCGGUUCUCGCACAAAAUGUAUGCACCUGGCCCAGGCACUGCGCAGGUGCCUCAUACUCUACUAA